This is a messenger RNA of Dentiscutata erythropus, 1077 nucleotides long. The record is from the annotation of a GenBank genome assembly. Lineage: Eukaryota; Fungi; Glomeromycota; Glomeromycetes; Diversisporales; Gigasporaceae.
AUGGAAUCAACAAACAUUGUUCGCAGCACUCAAAUAUUGACUCAAACGAUUGAACUUAACAAUGAAUUAGAACCUCACGUCCCAAUUAAAGAAUCAAUUGCUCAACAGUUUCAAAAUCGAGGAGUACAUGCAGUUUCAGUUGAUUAUGACAACUCCCCAAAUUCUAAAAAAACAGUUCUUAAAAAUCCCGAAUGUGCUAAUGGCUUUGUGGCUGCUAUUUUCCAAGCUUAUAAUCAACAUCAACAUUUGCGUUUGAGUCCUGAUGAUGUUUGGCUUACAAUUGCUCAAGGUGUUAGUCGUCACAUUAAUUUUAAUGCUGAAAAAUUUCGAUCAAGGUUUGUUAAACAUGAAGGAAAAGAAGACAUUUAUGUAGAUGUUACAGGUGUUAUAGACUUAAAUCUUAAAGGGGAUUGGCCAGAAGUUGUAAACAGAUUUGUAGUAGAAGCUGACAAGCGCGUAGAAAAAAUUGAUUUAACACAAUUAUUAGUAUGUAAUUUCUCAACAACAACACCAAUUUCCUUAACAGCAAGUCGCAUUGUAUUGAUGGAUAUGGUUAAGGCUUAUUUCAGCUACUCUUGUGGGACAUGCUGUGGAAUUCCAAAAGUAACGCUUGAAGGUACUCUUGAAGAUUGGACAAAACUUCAAGAAAAAGUUAUGCAAUUAAGACAAUUAAAUUUAGAAUUGGAUUUUUGGUUGGAUCGUCUUGAACCAGUAAUUUUGAAAUUAGUAGCCACUUAUAAUGGUGAUAUUGAUGAAGAUUUUUGGAGUAGGAUUAUGAAUAAAUAUACGCGGUAUGGUUCAGGAGGCGGUACAUUUAUCACAGGAUGGAUUUUGGGAUUCUUUCCAUACAAUCAUGCUGGAAAUGCUUUACAUCAAAACCACUCAAAAUUUGAGAAUUUUCCGCCACCAGGCACAGUCGAAGUUCCUUUUAAAUUCACUGAUACGAAUCACUCUUUAAAGUUCAUUUCUGGGUUUAUUGGUGCUGAUCAGGAAAUUUCAGAUGGUGAGGCAAUUGUUUCUCCUGUAAUCGGAUGUGGUUUUUAUGAUAGUAGACCCGAGUCUGAUACUUAUGUUUGA